GCGAGAAUAGGAAGUGUCUGUCAGUAGUAGGUGCUUAACAUGGAUAGCUAAGUAGAUAUAUCUGGUUAAUAUAAAUCGAAGGCUAAAGAUUUUGCAUCUCACCGUUAAACUCGGAUGUUCUGAAGUACCAAGAGGUACUCGGCAACCAAUUUUGAGACCGAGGAGUUGCGUCUCUUGCAAAUAUUGCGCUGUUUGGUUGGUCUUUUGUGUGGCUGUGUGACGUCAAUUCAACCAGUUACUACUCUGCUCGUAGCUUCGCAUUGGAAUUUGUUAGCUUGUUUGACAGCUAACGUUACAGUAGCUAAAAUUAAAUAAAUUAUUAAUUAGUUGUUAUCCAGAGAGAAAUCGGCUCCGUUUUGUUGAUUUAUGCUACGUAUCAUAGUGUGACUCAACUGUAACUGAAUGUUUGGUGAUAGAAAUAGCAGCAGCUACAGCUAGCAGAUUGUUAGCUUGUCAACAAUGGGUUAUAAGAGGUAUUUAAAGACGGCAAGAACGUUUUAUUUUUUGACCAUUCUGCUGGUAGUCUUCGUCAAAGGAAUAACAGCUGAUGAAGAGCGACACGGGAAUGACGGACCAGAGCUAAAGUCUUACCAUGACCCAGACUCUGAAGAGGAAGACGUCCGUCUGGCAUCAGGAAUUGUGGCUAGUGCUUCUGUGACCUCUGGUCAUGAAGUCUCCCAACCAGAAGAGGAGAAACAGUCACCUGGGGGUGGACUGGAGGGAGAGGAGAAGGAAGACCUGCCUGAGCAGCCGCCUCCAGUUGAGGAGAAACCUAAAGAGGUUCCUGUGGUGAAUGGAGGUACAGCCCAUGGAGAGCCCUGCAUUUUCCCAUUCCUCUUCCAGGGGAAGGAAUACUUGGACUGUACCACUGAUGGACGGGGGGAUGGACGGCUGUGGUGCGCCACAACCUACGACUAUGACCAGGAGAAGAAGUGGGGUUUCUGUGAGACGGAGGAGCAGGCACAGCAGAGACUGCAGGCAGAGGAGGCUGAGGAGCAGUAUCAGACUGUCCUGCGCAUGCUCAAUGGCACCACCAGGAGGACCCAGAAGAAAGAUUUAUACGAAAAGCUGCUGAAAGUAGCAGAGAAAGGCCACCAGAAAGCCAUGGAGAAGGUGGCGUACGCCAUGCUGUUUGGAGACUACAUGAACCAGAACGUCACCAAGGCCAAAGAAAUGUUUGAGAAGCUUGCCAUAGAGGGCUCGCCUAAAGCUCAGACGGCUCUUGGCUUUCUGUAUGCAGCAGGACUUGGAGUUAACUCAAGUCAGGCUAAGGCCUUGGUUUACUACACCUUCGGCGCACUGGGUGGAAACUUGGUAGCUCAUAUGAUUCUGGGAUACAGAUACUGGGGAGGUGUGGGUGUUCCCCAGAGCUGUGAGUCAGCACUAACACACUAUAGGCUUGUGGCUAAUCAGGUGGCCAGUGAUGUGUCCCUGACAGGGGGCUCAGCGGUGCAGAGGAUCAGGCUGCUGGAUGAGGUGGAGAACCCGGGAUCUACCAGUGGGAUGCUGGAGGAGGACUUGAUCCAGUACUAUCAGUUUCUAGCUGAGAAAGGAGAUGUACAAGCUCAGGUGGGAUUAGGUCAGCUACACCUGCAUGGAGGACGUGGAGUAGAACAGAAUCACCAGAGGGCGUAUGACUACUUCAACCAGGCUGCAAAUGCAGGGAAUACACACGCUAUGGCUUUCCUCGGCAAGAUGUACUCAGAAGGUAGCGAGUUUAUCCCUCAGAACAACGAGACCGCCCUGCAGUACUUCAAGAAGGCCUCUGACUUGGGUAAUCCAGUGGGACAGAGUGGCCUGGGCAUGGCCUAUCUAUAUGGAAGAGGUGUCCCAGUGAACUAUGAGCUGGCACUGAAAUACUUCCAGAAGGCAGCAGAGCAGGGCUGGGUGGAUGGACAACUCCAGCUGGGCACCAUGUAUUACAAUGGCAUUGGUGUGAAGCGCGAUUACAAGCAGGCACUUAAAUUCUUCAACCUGGCCUCACAGGCAGGCCACAUCCUGGCCUUCUACAACUUGGCCCAGAUGCAUGCUACUGGUACUGGUGUGAUGCGCUCCUGCCACACUGCUGUGGAGCUUUUCAAGAACGUGUGUGAGCGCGGUCGAUGGUCAGAGCGUCUCAUGACGGCCUACGGCAGCUUUAAGGAGGGUGAGACAGAUGCUGCACUGGUCCAGUAUCUGCUGCUGGCUGAGCAGGGCUACGAGGUGGCCCAGAGCAACGUGGCCUUCGUUCUCGACCAGAAAGGAGCAAAGAUCUUCAGUGAGAAUGAGACCUACCCUCGUGCUUUGCUCCACUGGACAAGAGCUGCAGCACAAGGUUACACUGUGGCAAGGAUAAAACUAGGGGACUACCACUUCUAUGGCUACGGGACAGAUGUGGACUAUGAGACAGCUGUCAUCCACUACAGGCUGGCAUCAGAGCAGCAGCACAGUGCCCAGGCCAUGUUUAACCUGGGUUACAUGCAUGAGAAAGGCCUAGGCAUCAAACAGGACAUCCAUUUAGCCAAGCGUUUCUAUGAUAUGGCAGCUGAAGCCAGUCCUGAUGCCCAGGUCCCAGUUUUCCUGGCCCUGUGCAAGCUGGGCCUGAUUUACACUCUGCACUACCUGCAGGAUAUUAACUUGAAGGAGCUGAUUUCUCAGGUGGACCUGGACCAACUUUUGGGCCCAGAGUGGGACCUCUACCUCAUGACCGUUAUCGCCCUGCUGUUAGGCACAGUCAUCGCCUACAGACAGCGGCAACACCAAAUCAUAGUUCCCCCUCGCCCACCUGCUCCUGCCCCAGCGCCCCCCCCUAGACCACCUCAGGAACAGUCACAAGCCCAGGCCGAGCCCCAGGAUCAGGGAGAGACACAAGCCCAGGGCCCGGCCCAGGAGGAAGAGGAGCAGCAGUGAGAGGAAGCCAGAUGGAGUGAGGGCAGUAAAAGACAGACAAGAGGCUCUGCCAGCCCGCCUGAUGGAGCAGCUGGCGCUUACCAGCUGAAUACCUGCAAGUUUGAGCACCUCUCCCACUCUGCCCGCUCCCCUCCACAUGCUAAAAGAAGACUGAGAUGGCUGCUGAACUGUGCAGUCUCACAACUCCCUUCCUCCAUUUCAAAUAUGCUGGUCCUGUGCCGAAGAAAGACAGUGGGGGUGUUUAUGGACAGUGUUACAGAACAGAAGAAGACUGUUGAGAGGAUAACACAGACUUGGGACUUGCUAGUCUGUGACUCAGGAUACUGCCAGAAGCACCCGUGUCCUCACCAUGGAAAUAGCCUUGCGGUUGCCAGAUCAAAGGCAUUUUGGACUCAUCAGCAUAGUCAUCAUAGUUGGAAUCUGAUAUGUGCAUUAGUUUCUUCUCACUUACCCUUUUUUGAGAGAAUUACACUCAGUUGAACUGCUUCAGCCCUAAUUUUGAGCCGUAUUUAGAAAAAAAUUCCAGCAGGAAAAUGUGAACUCAAAUAAUUUUAUUUGCUAACCCCGGUCUAGUUGCUAAAGAAAGUAAUGUUUUGGCAUGUUUUCUCUGAUUGUUUUGCAGACUUUAAUUUUAGCCACCUUUUUUCAGAUGCUUAAUGAGUGAACAAAUGUUACAUUCAUUUUUGCAUUUAUUAGUUAUAUGUUUAGUUGAUAUGUCAGGUCAGUGCAUUUGCAUACCUGCAAUUCACAGAGAAAGACAUUCAACAUUAGUGACAGUGCUAAAAUGUACUAAAGCCAUGUUGUGUCAGUAGUAUAAGAACAAGAAACCUGUUAAACGGUUUACUUUAAUUUGAUAGAAAAGCUGGACUGGAUAGAUAAGUUAAGCACAUGAUGAUGUUUUUUUACAUUUUCAACAUGGCAGACACACAGAGAAAGAAUGCUUAGCUGCUGAAGUCAGUCAAACCUAAGCACUGACCGAAAUGAAAGAAAGCAGAGAACAGUUUUUAAAGGUGAUAUUUUUCCAUCAACAGGCUUUGAUUUCAUUCUAGUGGUUGGUUUUUAGAAGGCACUUCAAUAGUUCCCACAUGCCCAGUUUUUUGUUAAGUCUUGUGUUAGCUGAGGCAGAAAUUGGAGCAGCCUUAAAGAUAGCAGCGCCUCAAACUCUGGUUUCUACAUUAGAGGAAGUGUGUGUGUGUGUGUGUGUGUGUGUGUGUGUGUGUGUUUGGUUACACAACUUCAGCUGUUGUGAGAAUUUCCACCCCCUCACCAAAAGUCCAAGUUGGACCUUUGUGCUCCGCCUACAGUUUUCGGCUCAGAUGGACCUAAAUCUGAGAAACGAAGCCACAUGGGUUAGGCCACACAGUAUUUAUCAAAACAAGUUGGUUUUUUUUUCUCUAAUGUCCAUUUGUUCAGUUCCACAAUAUGUGCUUGUUGCUAGAAUUAUUAAUUAGUCAUCUGCCAACACAUCUGCAUGAAGUGUAUGAAGUCAAAAAGGACAGUAAAAUGUUAUUUGCAGGUGGAUAAGAAAUGAUUCCAAACUAUUUCCUGCAGUCACACAUUGAUACCCACACAACUCACAAUUUGUCUAAAAUGAAACACUGGUCAAGAUUGUUGAGAAGACUGCAUUUUUACCAUCGCAAAUACAAGUUUAUAAAGAAAUUAAUAAAUGAUAUAUGGAUAUUUAA
Molecule: messenger RNA, 4574 nt
Organism: Siniperca chuatsi (mandarin fish)
Lineage: Eukaryota; Metazoa; Chordata; Actinopteri; Centrarchiformes; Sinipercidae
Gene: sel1l
Product: SEL1L adaptor subunit of ERAD E3 ubiquitin ligase
Exons: 21
Coding region: 460-2889 (809 amino acids)
Biological process (GO): ERAD pathway
Cellular component (GO): endoplasmic reticulum membrane
Molecular function (GO): protein binding
Source: RefSeq, a predicted model, not a curated record